CUAGCUGAUAUCUUCAUCUUCUAUAUCAAACCUACCAGUGAAUUCUUAUUCACCAUUUGCCAUUAAGUCUGUCAGAUAACCUAACUGUUGAAAAUGCUUGUUGCUUGUCUUUUUGCCUUUGCUGCCAUCUCUCCUGCAGCUGCACACUUCACCAUGACUUCUCCACCUGCUCGUGGUACUGAUGAGUUGGUUCAGGAUCAAGGCCCAUGUGGUGGUUUUGGCACUCCCUCUAGUAGUCGUGCUACUUUUGGUGGUGAUUCCAAGGUUUCUAUUCGCAUGGCUGAUUCGGUUGCCGAAGCUGUCAUCUAUCUUGGUGUUGGCGAUAACCCUACUUCGUUCCCUCACGAAUUAGGUCGCCAAUCCUUCACCAAGAUUGGUGUUUAUGAUAUGAGUGUCGAUUUUUCCAAGCUCCCCGACACUGUUUCUGACAAGACUCAAGCCACUGUUCAAGUUGUAUUGUCUGGAGGUCACGGUACCUUGUACCAGUGCGGUGAUGUUGUUGUUAACCGGCCUGCUUCCGCACCAGCACCAGCACCUUCUGCCCCGGCACCUGCCCCAGCACCAACAUCUCAAUCCGCUGCCGCGUCUACUGAUUCUUCUCCAACAUCUUCUAAACCCUCUGGAUCUGCAUCUUCAACCGCAACCCAUGUGCAUCCUAAUGAAAGUGAACACACUCACUCAACCGAACAACCUGUCAUGUCUGCCGCUGCAUCAUCUUCUGCUACAACCCUCAAUCGAUUUGCAGUCUUGGGUGUGAUUGGAAUGAGCUUGAUCUACAUGGGUCUCGUUUAAGUUGGUCUUGUAUCAUGUUUUUGCCUAUUUUCAAUCUAAUAAAUCGUGAUAGUCAACUAUUCAAUCUC
Batrachochytrium dendrobatidis JAM81 is the source of this 860-nucleotide messenger RNA. RefSeq lists its product as uncharacterized. The record is from RefSeq and is a predicted model, not a curated record. The transcript has 3 exons. Lineage: Eukaryota; Fungi; Chytridiomycota; Chytridiomycetes; Rhizophydiales. The coding region runs from base 94 to 792 and encodes 232 amino acids.